GGGAAUGGUUGCAUCCAAGUUUCAUCUGUGUACAAAUCAUUUGCAACUAUCGACGCGUUUCGUUUACACAAUAGUACAAUGGUUACUACUGCUAAUGAGUAUUGCAAUAUCAUCAGUGCCUCUGAAUGUGAACAAAUCGUGAUAAAUUCACUAAGUCACCGAAACAUUUCCAUUCGCACCUAUAAGAUUAGAAAGAUUCCCGGACAUCUUGGAUUUCUUGGAGAAUACUUCCAAUUGGAGAUUGUGGUGGAGGAGGGCGAAACGCAAUGGAGUGAACAUUAUUUCCUCAAAUCGCUUCCCAUUGCUGACACAGCGCAACGAGCCAUGAUGGAAGGGCUUGGAUUUUUCCGGAAGGAGGUCCGGAUUUAUUCGGAUAUUCUGGUGAACUUAAACCAGCAAUACUGCAGGUGGCACCCGGCUUGCUACUACACUAGGGACGAUUUGAUCGUAAUGGAGGAUAUGACGCUGCGACACGGAUUUAGAAUGGUUCAUUUCAACAAUUCUUUAGAACAAGCACACAUUUACGUUGCACUGCAAGCGGUUGCACGGAUGCAUGCUGCAUCACUCAACUAUGAGGUGAAUCAUCUCAGUGGAAGAAGAUUGGAUGAUGUUCACAGUGAAGUGUUGUUUGAAACAACGGUUUCGCACCAAAAUUCUUGGUUUCUAGCGGGGUUAAGUGCAAUCAAGGCAGUCGCCUUGAAUGGGACUAGGUACUGCAAAGAUCCCGACAAGAAGAAAAUCAUAGAAGAACAGCUAGAUGCCAAGUUGGAUCGCGUCUUUGAAGUAGUCAAACCGACUGAUCAAUUUCAGAACGUUCUGGUACAUCGAGAUUUGUGGCACAACAACCUUAUGUUCCGGUUUGAGAAGGACCCCUUAACUGGUUCGAACAAUUUGGAUCGACCCAAUGCCUGCGUUCUGGUAGAUUUUCAAAUCUGUCGCUAUCUUCCACCGGUGGUCGAUUUCCUUCAGGUUCUUUUCCUCACCACCAGAAGAUCGCACCGAGAUCAGCAUUUUCAGCACUAUCUCGAGUUUUACCACAGCUCGUUGACAUCUGAACUUCGACGGUUCGAGCUUGAUGCGGAUCAUAUUCUCAACUGGAACCAACUGGAACGAAGUCUGCAUCAUUAUUUGAUUCUCGCACACAUCUUCAGUGGAAUAUACCUUCAGGUGACGAACCUACCGGAGCAUCUAUUGGAUGAGCUUCACCGGAAUGAUCCCGAGUUGUACAACCAGUACUGCAACGUCAACCGGGACGGAUUUGUACUGAAGUGCCUACAGGAGGACGAUUUCUACCGGGAAACUUUGACCGAGUGUGUUGAAGAGAUGCUGGAGUAUAUUUUUGGAUUCUGAUUUAAAUACAGUACUGGAAGAAAGUUUAUCAACUCGUGAUUUUUUCUUUCGCUUCAAAAAAGUGCAAUGGGC
Molecule: messenger RNA, 1422 nt
Organism: Ochlerotatus camptorhynchus
Lineage: Eukaryota; Metazoa; Arthropoda; Insecta; Diptera; Culicidae
Exons: 3
Coding region: 79-1350 (423 amino acids)
Source: RefSeq, a predicted model, not a curated record